UCAUAUCAGUGUGAUGUAUACAUUGUCCAUUCAUCGUGUUCAAAAUAUCCAUUGAUUGGAUGGGAUGUUGACUUGGAGUGUUCGUGGGAGCAGAAGUGAAUGAGUCACAUGGAGAAUGACACGCCUCACAUGAUGAAAUAGCUUUCAGGAUGUCAGCGUAUAUGGCAAAACGAUGGAAUGACAAUUGCAAAACAGACAUCAAUGUUUUGCAGAGCUAGGACUAUCCCUUUUGAGGCUACCCACAAACUUGCGCGAAAAACAAUCUGUGGAAAAUGAAUUCUUCCGGGGACGAAAACACAAUGACUAUAAUGAUAAUAUUGUCGGUCUUAGUUAUGGUGAUAUCUAUUAUAUCUCUUGCUGGGAACAUCUUGGUGUUAACUGCCAUCAUCAAAAGUCGAAGACUUCAUACCACGUCCAAUGUGUAUAUAUGUGCCCUGGCUGUGACGGACAUCUUCAUCUGUGUGAUACACGCACUAAAGUAUACCCUGAGAGCGGUCGAGGUCAACUUGUCUUACAUCCCAUGCUGUAUAGUCGUGGCCAUGUCUACCUUUGGGUGUGCUACCAACCUUAUGCUGAUUGAGGUCAUCAGUUUAGACAGAUUUUAUGCCAUAUAUUGGCCAUUCAAGUACAGAAAGAUAUGCACCAUGUCCAGAGCUCUAAAACUAAGCGUUUUCAUCGUGAUUACUACUUUCGCCAGUGGAUCUGUUCUUUUCAUUGUGUUUCAUCCACGGUUUCCGAACACGAUUUGUUGGUCUGAAGAGAUCCUUGUAGCUCCUGUAGUGACUGUGUUUACUGUAGUGACGUCUUGUGUAGCCCUGGAGCUAACAGUUAUGUAUGGGGCAAUGUUCUACAAGGCCCUUGAGCACCAGAGGAACCUGUCCAUUGGCUACUUCAGCAAGAAUAAGGAUUCGAGCAUAUUUGACAUCAAAGCCCUUAAGACGUGUAGUGUUGUUCUGGGAGCCUUCCUUGCCAUGUGGAUACCGCCUUUAGCCAUGUUUAAUGUAACCGCCCAUUCACCCAACCCGAGUGACUAUGCCCUGCCGCUGGCUGUAUGUAUGAUAUUCCCGGCCCUUAACACUGCCGUGGACCCCGUGGUAUACGCUAUCAUGAGGAAGGACAUCAAGAAAGGCAUUCAUAGGCUGUUCAGGAGAUCAGGCAGACCGGCAACCAUCACUGAACGGUGUGAGUAAAGCAUUCUAGAAAGGCAUUCAUAGGCUGUUCAGGAGAUCAGACAGGCAGACAGCCACCACUGAACAGUGUGAGUGAAGCAUUCAAGAAAGGCAUUCAUAGGCUGUUCAGGAGAUCAGACAGGCAGGCAGCCACCACUGAACAGUGAAUGAACCAUUCAAGAAAGGCAUUCAUAGGCUGUUCAGGAGAUCAGACAUUCAGGCAGUGAAACCAUUAAACCGUGAGAGGUAAGCAUUCACGAAAUGCCAUGGAGACGCGCUUUUUCUUCAGACAGUUAAAUUUUAGUUGAUCGUGCGUUCAUUGGGGGUCUGGACACCUAAUGUGACCCAUGACGGUGGAUA
Molecule: messenger RNA, 1529 nt
Organism: Haliotis rufescens (red abalone)
Lineage: Eukaryota; Metazoa; Mollusca; Gastropoda; Lepetellida; Haliotidae
Product: histamine H2 receptor-like
Exons: 2
Coding region: 273-1190 (305 amino acids)
Biological process (GO): G protein-coupled receptor signaling pathway
Cellular component (GO): membrane
Molecular function (GO): G protein-coupled receptor activity
Source: RefSeq, a predicted model, not a curated record